AUGGUUGCUCUAGAGCCGCUUCUUCUUUCAGGGCUGGCAGUCCCUCUGUCGGCCCAGGCAACGAGCCGCUCUGGACACGGCUACCACGCAAAUGCCGGGGUUCUCCAAUAUGUCGACCCUCUCAUUGGCACUGCGGGCCCGGAUCCCAAUACCAAUGGUGGCAUGAUACCCUCUGUCUGCCCGCCAUUUGGCAUGACUCGCUGGACACCGCAGACGCGGGAGAAUUUUAUCUCACAGGCACCCUACGCGUAUGGCGACCAGCUGAUGCACGGUUUCCAGGCCACCCAUCAGCCGGCAAUUUGGAUGGGCGAGGCAGGCCAGGUUGUGUUGACACCGGGGAUGGGCACAGUGCAACCGUUGUUUCAGAAUCGCGGAUUGGCAUUCAGCAAAGAGAACGAGCGGAGCACCGCAUAUGUGUAUGAGGUCCUUCUCAAUGGCACGCAGCUGCUAAAUCGGGACUGGAACUCCACGGCUGAGGCUGUGGGAGAUGGCCCGGAUGCCGGUGGCGGACAGGCGGUGCCAGAGGUUGUGGAGGAGGGCGCAAACGGAAGAACUCGCAAGCAACCCCCCGAGCAUUUCUGA
Messenger RNA from Penicillium lagena, 582 nucleotides. RefSeq lists its product as uncharacterized. NCBI's taxonomy places the organism in Eukaryota, Fungi, Ascomycota, Eurotiomycetes, Eurotiales, Aspergillaceae. Gene Ontology annotation, cellular component: nucleus; cytosol. The transcript has 2 exons. Gene Ontology annotation, molecular function: carbohydrate binding; peptide-N4-(N-acetyl-beta-glucosaminyl)asparagine amidase activity. The record is from RefSeq and is a predicted model, not a curated record. Gene Ontology annotation, biological process: glycoprotein catabolic process; protein deglycosylation; protein quality control for misfolded or incompletely synthesized proteins. The coding region runs from base 1 to 582 and encodes 193 amino acids.